Kazachstania africana CBS 2517 is the source of this 585-nucleotide messenger RNA. RefSeq names its product YbhB/YbcL family Raf kinase inhibitor-like protein. Lineage: Eukaryota; Fungi; Ascomycota; Saccharomycetes; Saccharomycetales; Saccharomycetaceae. Bases 1 to 585 code for a protein of 194 amino acids. The transcript has a single exon. The record is from RefSeq and is a predicted model, not a curated record. Gene Ontology annotation, molecular function: peptidase inhibitor activity; phospholipid binding. Gene Ontology annotation, biological process: regulation of Ras protein signal transduction; regulation of proteolysis.
AUGUUCCAUUCAAUGAAUACAACGAAAGCCACACUCGAAGCUUUAACAAAACAUGAAAUUGUUAAAGAUGUCUUCAAAGGUGUAAAUUUCCAACUGAAGGGUAAUUUGAUAGUCGAUUACCCUCAACCGGAUGCAACGGUUGCUAUGGGUAACAUGCUGGCAGCGUCAAAGACACAGGACAAACCAAAAUUGCACUUCCAACCAAAUUCAGAUUAUGAAUUAGAUACUAAUGGUCAUUAUACGGUGGUUAUGACAGAUCCUGAUGCUCCAUCGAGAUCAGAUCAUAAGUUUUCUGAAUAUUGUCAUUUUGUUGACACUGGAAUUAAAUUUACUUCGUCUCAGGGCGGAUUGAUUGCGAAUGGUAAAAUCCAACAGCCAUACAUGGGACCAGCACCACCAAAGGGUACUGGACCACAUCGUUACAUUUGGCUAUUUUUCAAAGAAAAUGAUGGUAAAUUGUCCACUCACGUCAAAGAUAGACCAAACUGGGGGUACGGUACCCCGGCUACUGGCGUCGCUAAAUUUGCUAAGGAAAACAAUUUAGAAUUAUUAGCUGCAAACUUUUAUUUUACUGAACAUAAAUAG